Thamnophis elegans (Western terrestrial garter snake) is the source of this 3630-nucleotide messenger RNA. RefSeq names its product serine/threonine kinase 3 (gene STK3). The coding region runs from base 490 to 1968 and encodes 492 amino acids. The transcript has 11 exons. Gene Ontology annotation, molecular function: protein serine/threonine kinase activity; ATP binding. Gene Ontology annotation, cellular component: cytoplasm. Gene Ontology annotation, biological process: regulation of MAPK cascade; intracellular signal transduction; protein tetramerization. The record is from RefSeq and is a predicted model, not a curated record. NCBI's taxonomy places the organism in Eukaryota, Metazoa, Chordata, Lepidosauria, Squamata, Natricidae.
AGCCACUCAUCGGCGCGGCGCAUGACGGGGCAAAGACCUUUCUCCUCCGCGUUCCUCUGCCCAUGACGUCACGCCAAACUCCCUUGCCGGCCGCUAUAGCAUCUGCACCAACGCAAUUUCGCUCGGCCCGAAGCAACUUUCUUUUCCGUCUUCUCCGGAGUUCUGGCUGGCACUUGGAAAGACCAAUGCGCGUUUUGGAUCCGCGCGUUUUCCGCCAAUUGGAGGGCUGGGGGGGCGGUGUUUCUGGAGUGGCCCACCCAGCGCUCAGCUGAGCAUUGGAGUCCGGCAACGGCCCCCUGGGAGAGGAGGCGUGCUUGGUUUUUUUUAAAGAGCCAGUAGCGGAAGAAAGUUGCGGGCAGAGUUUCCUUGAGGAGGGGGGGGCGCUUCUUCGGGCUCCCUGAUUGGUCCUUGUCCGGCCCCUUCAGGGUUGGCAAGCAGAGCGCCGCGCCUUGGUUGGGGCCGACCGUCUGGGGAGCCUCUGGCCGCAGAAUGGAGCAGGCAGCGCCUAAAAGCAAGCUUAAAAAGCUCAGUGAAGACAGCUUGACUAAACAGCCUGAAGAAGUAUUUGAUGUCUUGGAGAAGCUUGGUGAAGGGUCUUAUGGCAGUGUUUUUAAAGCAAUUCAUAAGGAAUCGGGACAAGUCGUAGCAAUUAAACAAGUCCCCGUUGAAUCAGAUCUACAGGAAAUAAUUAAAGAAAUUUCCAUAAUGCAACAAUGUGACAGUCCUUUUGUUGUCAAGUACUAUGGCAGCUAUUUUAAGAACACUGACCUCUGGAUUGUUAUGGAGUACUGUGGAGCUGGUUCUGUCUCUGACAUAAUUAGAUUACGAAAUAAAACGCUUACAGAAGAUGAAAUUGCAACCAUUCUUAAAUCUACCCUUAAAGGACUUGAAUAUUUGCACUUCAUGAGAAAAAUACAUAGAGAUAUAAAGGCUGGGAACAUUCUCUUGAAUACUGAAGGGCAUGCCAAGUUAGCUGAUUUUGGAGUGGCUGGACAGUUAACUGAUACAAUGGCUAAACGCAACACCGUCAUAGGUACUCCAUUUUGGAUGGCUCCAGAAGUAAUACAAGAAAUUGGUUAUAACUGUGUGGCAGACAUCUGGUCCCUUGGUAUUACUUCAAUAGAAAUGGCUGAAGGAAAGCCACCAUAUGCUGAUAUUCAUCCAAUGAGGGCAAUAUUUAUGAUUCCCACAAACCCCCCGCCAACAUUCCGGAAGCCAGAGCUUUGGUCUGAUGAAUUCACCGACUUUGUGAAGAAAUGUUUGGUGAAGAAUCCUGAGCAGAGAGCUACCGCAACUCACCUUCUGCAGCAUCCUUUUAUUAGAAAUGCCAAGCAAGUCUCAAUUUUGAGAGACCUGAUUAUUGAAGCUAUGGAAAUUAAGACCAAAAAGCAUGAAGAACAGCAGAGGGAACUGGAAGAAGAGGAUGAAAACUCGGAUGAAGAUGAGCUGGAUUCCCACACCAUGGUGAAGACUACAUCUGAUACUGCUGGUACAAUGAGGGCUACAAGUACUAUGAGUGACAGUGCUCAGACCAUGAUUGAACAUAACAGCACCAUGCUAGAAUCUGAUUUGGGGACCAUGGUAAUAAAUAGUGAUGAUGAUGAUGAAGAAGAUGAAGAUGGAACCAUGAAAAGAAACGCUACAUCACCACAGGCUCAACGACCUUCAUUUAUGGACUAUUUUGAUAAACAGGAUUCCAAAAAUAAGGCCCAUGAAAACUGCAACCAGAAUAUACACGAAUCUUAUCACAUAGCGAAGAAUAUUUUCCCUGAUAACUGGAAAGUUCCCCAGGAUGGUGACUUUGAUUUUUUAAAAAACCUAAGUUUGGAAGAGCUGCAGAUGAGAUUAAAAGCUUUAGAUCCAAUGAUGGAGCGUGAAAUUGAAGAGCUUCGUCAAAGAUAUACUGCUAAAAGACAACCAAUUCUGGAUGCUAUGGAUGCAAAAAAAAGAAGGCAACAAAACUUCUGAUUUUCUUAAGAAGAUAAUGAUACGAGUUGAUGUGGACACUGCGAGAGUCUUCAUAACUACAGUUUUUGAAAGGCGAGUCAUUUGAGCUUUGCAACAACUCAAGCAGAAGGACAAAAGGAAAGCACGCUAAAUGUCCUUGAGCCCAAGUGAAAAAUAUGUUCUGUUUUUCAUGUUUUGAUACAAUAGAUGUUUCACAUUCCUGAUCUCUUUCAGCAGUGUUUCAGUAAUGCUGGGUGUUAUGCAGUAAUGACUUGGGGUCCUAGUAAGACUUCAAGCUAUUUCAAAUUUUCCAAUUAAUGCAGAGCUUUAAGUGGCAAUGUAUGCGCCUAUCAUUUAAAGGCAUAUUUAUUCCACAUGCUUUGGUGAUUUAUUUAUUUUUAUGCUUGAUGCUUCUUAACUAUAAAUGGUGCUUGCAGUUAGUGGAAGCCAGGGCAGAGUAAGUUAAGUGUAUGUUAAUGGUCACACUCUAAAUGGAAUGUAUUGCUGUAUUAAGGGCUGACUCAGGUAGAGUAUUAGCUCCAGCUGGUUUGUAAGCACACACAUGGGUCUCAUGGGGUUUUGAUUCAGGAGCUUGAUGUUGAGUGUAGAGAAAUACUUACAUAAGGAUGAGCAUGCAGCCUACUCCUCUACUCUCUCGGGCAUCUCUCUUUGAAAAUAACAGGGUUCUGCAGUCUUAAGCAAAUCCUUUUUCCAGGGAAAUUGCACUGGAGAAAUUCCAAGUGGGUUUUGUCUUAAGCCUGUCCCUUUCACAUACAAUAGGCAGGAUCUUACAAUGUAAGAAACAAGUGCCUAUAUACUGAGUUUUCUGUCUCUCCUUCCCACCUCCCUCCCUCCUCCUUUUCUUUUUAAAAUAGAAAAAUGCAGAUCACUGAGUUUAUGGUGCAUAUUUCUAUCUAUCACUCUUUUUCAUUUUGCAUAAUUUUCAGUAUUUCCUUUGGCUUCAUAAUAAAGGCUAUCUUAUAAUUUGCUUACCUAUUUACUCCACUUACCCUUUCCCCUUAUUUUAUAGAAAUUUGGAAAUGUUUUUCUAUUACAAACACACUGAGAAACACUAAUUGAAAAGCCAAAGAAAAUUACUCUGAUUCCAACAUUUCUUUCAUGUUUUCUCUUUGUUUUCUUUAAUUUUUUUCCUGAUAGUUUCCCCUUCAGCAGCUCUUCUUUGUAAUCAUUUCCAUGAUAAUAAGUUCAUUCCUGUAGCUAUCCCAGUACUGUUGUGUAGAUAUUUUUAUCUGUUAUCUUAUGUGCUUUCCUGGAAAUAUGCUCUUUAAAUUCAAUUUCCUCAAUAUGCUAUAGCAUUCCCCCAUUUUUCAUUUAUUCUUCUGUCUAAUAUGUGAAAUGUAUUGUAUUGUCUAUAUUAAUAGCUACUUUUGUAUGCUUAUGGAAUCUAUUUUGUAAGUCAUAUUACAAUUAUGCUAAGAGGGCCACAGAUUUAUUUUGUCCUUACCUUCCCCCUUGCCACUAAUUUGCAUGUUAAGAUUCUGGAUUUUAGUGAAUUAUUUAUUUUAUUAUGUGUUUCAGUCAUUGUGAGCCACUAAAAUUGUGCACUGAAAACUGGAAGACCACAAUGUAUUCUGAAAAGCCUUAAAAUAUUUGAAAUAAAUUACCAUUCCUUUAUAUUUCAGCUGAGAACAAUUUUACCAUGUGUAUGAAUACACAUGCAUA